This is a messenger RNA of Linum tenue, 903 nucleotides long. NCBI's taxonomy places the organism in Eukaryota, Viridiplantae, Streptophyta, Magnoliopsida, Malpighiales, Linaceae. The record is from the annotation of a GenBank genome assembly.
CCCUCCUCUGCUUUCCUUGCACGACCAUUCCUUUCCUUCCUGCCGGCCUCUGAUGGAUUUUAAAGAUUGAAAACUUAUUAAUUCAGUGCGGGUGAGGAAAUCCAUAUUCUUAUUCUACUUACGCUUCCAUUAUUACAGUUGAAGGAAGAGUCAGAUCGCAUAGCAUCUCUCUCUCGCUGUCGCUCCAACGCGAUUACUCAUUCGGCUUGUUGCUCUCUUUCGCUCGUCCGCUGCAAUUUUCGACCCUCAUCUCCGAUCGAGCUCGCCUCUCUUCUGCGAUUCGUACUCUCUGAUUCCAAUCCUCCAAUCCCUAGCUCUAAGUAGGAGGAGGAGGAACAAAGGGAAGAGGGGAUGGGAGCAUUCGUGUCUAGAUUUUGGUUCAUGUUGUUUCCUGCAAAGGAAUACAAGAUUGUGGUGGUUGGGUUGGAUAAUGCAGGGAAGACCACCACCCUUUACAAAUUGCACUUGGGUGAGGUCGUGACUACUCACCCUACCGUUGGUAGCAAUGUGGAAGAGGUUGUCUACAAGAAUAUACGUUUUGAGGUAUGGGACCUCGGAGGACAAGAGAGGCUAAGGGCAUCAUGGGCAACAUAUUACAGAGGAACUCAUGCCAUAAUCGCAGUAAUAGACAGCACUGAUAGAGCAAGGAUUUCCAUAAUGAAGGAAGAACUUUUCCGGCUGUUGGGCCAUGACGAAUUGCAGCAGUCUGUUGUGCUCGUGUUUGCAAACAAACAAGAUCUGAAAGACGCCAUGACUCCUGCGGAGAUAACAGAUGCUCUUUCGCUCCAUAGCAUCAAGAAUCAAGAUUGGCACAUCCAAGCGUGUUGUGCCCUCACGGGUGAUGGCUUGUACGAUGGCCUUGGAUGGAUUGCUCAGAGGGUUACUGGCAAGGCACCAAGUUAG